Molecule: messenger RNA, 1485 nt
Organism: Galeopterus variegatus (Sunda flying lemur)
Lineage: Eukaryota; Metazoa; Chordata; Mammalia; Dermoptera; Cynocephalidae
Gene: PUS10
Product: pseudouridylate synthase 10
Exons: 15
Coding region: 1-1485 (494 amino acids)
Biological process (GO): tRNA pseudouridine synthesis
Molecular function (GO): RNA binding; pseudouridine synthase activity
Source: RefSeq, a predicted model, not a curated record
AUGUUUCCACUGACUGAGGAAAAUAAGCAUGUGGCCCGGUUGUUGCUCAAUACUGGUACCUGUCCAAGAUGUAUCUUCAGAUUCUGUGGUGUGGAUUUUCAUGAACCUUACAAACGUCCAUACAAGGAGUUGCUCAAUGAACUACAACAAUUUCUGGAAUCUGUAAAAGAUGAGUUAAUUUGGGAAGUUCCAAAUCCACCUCCCAAGAAAAUUCGACUACAAGAAAUGGAAGAUGGGAUUGAUAAUCUGAGUGAAAAUGGAGAAGGAAGGAUCUCUGUUAUCGAAGAUGGAAGCAUUGCUUCCAAGAACUCAAAUUUAAAUGUAUGCAAUGUAUGCCUAGGAAUUCUUCAAGAAUUCUGUGAGAAGGAGUUCAUUAAAAAGGUGUGCCAGAAGGUUGAGGCCUCUGGGUUUGAAUUCACCAACUUGGUAUUUUCAGUCUCCUUCCCACCACAGCUAUCUGUAAGAGAGCAUGCUGCAUGGUUGCUGGUAAAACAGGAAAUGGGAAAGCAGAGUCUGUUGCUGGGAAGAAAUGAUAUAGUUCAGCUAAAAGAAGCCUACAAAUGGAUAACUCACCCCCUGUUUUCAGAGGAACUGGGUGUUCCAAUUGAUGGAAAGAGCUUGUUUGAAGUGAGUGUGGUCUUUGCCCACCCAGAAACAGUUGAGGAUUGCCACUUCCUAGGUGUGAUAUGCCCAGAUUGUUUCAAGCCAGCCAAAAACAAGCAGUCGGUAUUCACUAGAAUGGCAGUUAUGAAAGCUUUGAAUAAGAUUAAAGAAGAGGAUUUCCGCAAGCAGUUUCCUUGUCCUCCAAACUCACCAAAGGCUGUAUGCACUGUUCUUGAAAUUGAAUGUGCUCAUGGUGCUGUUUUUGUGGCUGGGCGAUAUAAUAAAUAUUCCAGGAAUCUACCACAAACUCCUUGGAUAAUUGAUGGAGAAAGGAAGCUGGAAUCUUCAGUGGAAGAAUUAAUUUCAGAUCAUCUGUUAACAGUAUUCAAAGCAGAGAGUUUUAAUUUUUCAUCCUCUGGAAGAGAAGAUGUAGAUGUCAGAACAUUAGGAAAUGGAAGGCCCUUUGCAAUUGAGCUGGUGAAUCCUCAUAGAGUACAUUUCACUUCACAAGAAAUUAAGGAACUUCAGCAGAAAAUUAAUAAGUCAUCUAACAAAAUCCAAGUACGUGACUUGCAGCUUGUCACAAGAGAGGCAAUAGGACAUAUGAAAGAAGGUGAAGAAGAAAAGACCAAGACCUAUAGUGCCUUAAUAUGGACAAAUAAAGCAAUACAGGAGAAAGACAUUGGAUUCCUAAAUGACAUAAAGGACUUAAAGAUCGACCAGAAAACACCUCUACGGGUCCUUCACCGGAGACCCUUGGCUGUGAGAACUCGGGUCAUUCACUCCAUGGAGACAAACUAUGUGGAUGAGCAUCAUUUUCGCCUCUGUCUGAAGACUCAGGCUGGCACGUAUCCUUCCGUCUUCUGCACUGCAGUAAUCUAA